Molecule: messenger RNA, 771 nt
Organism: Chara braunii
Lineage: Eukaryota; Viridiplantae; Streptophyta; Charophyceae; Charales; Characeae
Source: the annotation of a GenBank genome assembly
UCGGAGGACGACGACGAGGAGGAGGACGAUGAUGAUGUCACAUAUGCGGUCGAGGUGGAGGAAAAUAAUGGAGACGAAGAACACAUGGUAUGCACACGAAUCAGGGCAGUCUCCUUGAGCUUGAGCGUGAGCUCAACGAUUCUUCGCGAAAAUCGACGAAGGCGUUCGAGUAUUUGACUCGCCUUCAUUUGGGGGAGUCGCAGGAGGCUGCGAAGACCAUGAAUGAGGCACAUGCCGAAACAUUUAUGGUUGUCCGGCUGAAGGCGUCAACACUGGCACCGAAACAAGCCAAAUGUAAACCGGAGAGGCCACGGAAGGUUGUGGAGGGCGCGACUUUAAUCGAUGACAGUGGUGGUGCCACUGAUAAUGUUGUGGAGGAGGAAUGUUGUGACUCCCAAGAGCGGUCGGUCGGGGCUGCACCCGAACCGGCGAAACUCAAGCUGGGGAGAUCACGGAAGGUCGCGGAGGAGGAAACUGCUGCAAUGGAGGAGAGCGGCGAGACUGGAGAGAAUAGUGCGGAGGGUCGGAAGGGGGACGCCUUUGAUUCCGAAGAACAGCCGCUUGCACGCAAGAAUUACAAACAAUUAGAGUCAACAAACUGAGGCAGGAUACUUGGGGGUUGGAGUGGGUGUGGAAAUGACACUUGCGGGCUAGAGCUGGUGUGAAACUUUGUUGUGUGUGUGUUUGUAUCACGUGUGCCGGUUUAAAAUUUCAAGUUCUGAACUUUGACGUUCGAAGAAUGUCGGUCGUUGAUAAACUUAACAUUUUCAA